Molecule: messenger RNA, 3402 nt
Organism: Plectropomus leopardus (leopard coralgrouper)
Lineage: Eukaryota; Metazoa; Chordata; Actinopteri; Perciformes; Serranidae
Source: RefSeq, a predicted model, not a curated record
AAGAUUGAUGUAGACAUAAAAUCUCCCAAGAUGGAUAUAGAAGGACCAGAUGUUGACAUAGAGGGACAUACAGGAGGAUUUAAAAUGCCCAAAUUCCAUCUGCCAUCCAUCGGGUUGAAAGGUCCAAAAGUGGAGGGUCCAGAUGUUGAUGUCAGCCUCCCGAAAGCUGAUAUUGAUAUUAAAGCCCCUGAAUUGGAUAUCCAAGGACCAGAUGUUGACAUUGGGAGCCCAAGUGGUAAAUUAAAAGGACCCAAAUUCAGCAUGCCAAGCAUUUCAGGACCAAAACUUUCCAUGCCAGACGUGGAUUUCAAUCUGAGAGGUCCCAGACUGAAAGGUGACGUGGAUGUGUCAGUGCCAAAGAUAGAGGGAGACAUAAAAGCACCUGAUGUCGACAUCAAAGGUCCACAGGUUGACAUUGAAGGUCCAAAAGGUGGAUUUGAAUUGCCAAAAUUCAAAAUGCCAUCACUGAACAUUAAAGGUCCAAAAGUGGAGGGUCCAGAUAUUGAUGUAGACCUUCCCAAAGGCAAGAUUGAUGUAGACAUAAAAACCCCCAAGGUCGAUAUAGAAGGACCAGAAGUUGACAUGGAGGGCCACAAAGGAGGAAUCAAAAUGCCUAAAUUCAAAGUGCCUUCCUUUGGAUUAAAAGGUCCAAAACUGGAGGGUCCAGAAGUUGAUGUUAGCCUCCCGAAAGCUGAUAUUGAUAUUAAAGCCCCUGAAUUGGAUAUCCAAGGACCAGAUGUUGACAUAGAGAGUCCAAGUGGUAAAUUAAAAGGACCCAAAUUCAGCAUGCCAAGCAUUUCAGGACCAAAACUUUCCAUGCCAGAUGUGGAUUUCAAACUGAAAGGUCCCAAACUGAAAGGUGAUGUAGAUGUUAAGGUGCCAAAGAUAAAGGGAGACAUAAAAGCACCAGAGGUUGAUAUUAAAGGUCCACAGGUUGACGUUGAAGGUCCGAAAGUUGGAUUUGACUUGCCAACAAUCAAAAUGCCAUCAUUUGGCUUCCAAUGUCCAAAAGUGGAGGGUCCAGAUGUUGAUAUAAAUGUCCCUGAAGCUAACAUUAAAGUGCAAGCACCUGAUGUUGAUGUCAAAGGUCCACAGCUUGAUAUCCAAGGGACGAAGGGUGGAUUCGAAAUGCCUAAAAUUAAAAUGCCAUCAACAUCAGGACCCAAUUUGCCUGAAUUUGACAUCGGGUUUAAAGGGCCCAAGAUAAAGGGAAAUGUGUCAGCACCAAAAUUUGAAGGAGACAUAAAAACGCCUCAAGGUGAGAUCAAAAUUCCUACGGUUGAAUUUGAAUCUCCAUCAGGAGAACUUAGCGGGCCAAAGGUGAAAUUACCUAAAAUAUCUGGACCAAAGAUAUCAUUGCCAGAUGUUGACAUCAACUUGAAAGGAUCAAAAUCGAAGGCCGAUUUGAAGGGUGAUGUUCAGCUGCCAAAAUCAGAACUUGAGGGACCAGAUGUUACUGUUGAUGUUCCGGAAAUUGGCGCAAAGAAAUCUAAAUUCAAACUGCCAAAGUUUGGAUUUAAGGGCCCAAAGAUUAAGGGUCCAGAAACUGAUGUGAAAAUGGCUAAAGGGGAUAUCAGUAUCAAAGGGAAGACUGGUAGUACUGAAGAUCUUGAUCUUGACAUGGGAUUGACUGGUCCAAAAAUUAAGGGCUCGAAAUUCAAGCUGCCGAAAUUUGGCUUCAAAGGUCCAAAGGUUGAACUGCCAGAAGUUGAUAUUGAUCUUCCCAGAGCUGACACUGAAAUGAAAAUUCCAGAUGUUGACAUUGAGGGAACAGACAUUAAAAUUGAAAGUCCAGAUGCCAAAAUUAAAGGCACAAAACUAAAAUUGCCAACUAUUACAGGACCGAAAAUUCCAAUGCCAGAUGUGGAUUUCAAACUGAAGGGUCCAAAACUCAAAGGUGAUGUGGAUGUGUCGGUUCCAAAGAUUAAGGGAGACAUAUCAAUACCUGAUGUUGACAUCAAAGGUCCAGAGUUUGAUAUCAAAGGUCCCAAGGGUGGACUUGACAUGCCUAAAAUAAAAAUGCCGUCAUUUGAAAUCAAAGCUCCCAAAGUGGAAAGUCCUGAUGUUGAUAUAAAUCUUCCCAAAGCAAACAUUGCUGUAACUGCACCUGACAUUGACUUAAAGGGUCCAAAUGUUGAAAUCGAAAGCCCUGAUGCAAAGCUCAAAGGACCAAAAUUUAAACUACCAUCAAUAUCAGGACCGAAACUGCCAGAUUGGGAUAUGAGCCUGAAAGGGCCCAAACUGAAAGGUGAUGUGGAUGUGUCAGUGCCAAAGAUAGAGGGAGACAUAAAAGCACCUGAUGUUGACAUCAAAGGUCCACAGGUAAACAUUGAGGGUCCGAAAGGUGGAUUUGAAAUGCCAAAAAUCAAAAUGCCAUCCUUGAACAUUAAAGGUCCAAAAGUGGAGGGUCCAGAUGUUGAUGUAGACCUUCCCAAAGGCAAGAUUGAUGUGGACAUAAAAACUCCCAAGGUUGAUAUCCAAGGACCAGAUGUUGACAUUGAGAGUCCAAGUGGAAAAUUAAAAGGACCCAAAUUCAGCAUGCCAAGCAUUUCAGGACCAAAACUUUCCAUGCCAGAAGUGGAUUUCAAUCUGAGAAGUCCCAAGCUGAAAGGUGAUGUGGAUGUGACAGUGCCAAAGAUAGAGGGAGACAUAAAAGCACCUGAGGUCGACAUCAAAGGUCCACAGGUUGACUUUGAAGGUCCAAAAGGUGGAUUUGAAUUGCCAAAAUUCAAAAUGCCAUCACUGAACAUUAAAGGUCCAAAAGUGGAGGGUCCAGAUAUUGAUGUAGACCUUCCCAAAGGCAAGAUUGAUGUAGACAUAAAAACCCCCAAGGUCGAUAUAGAAGGACCAGAAGUUGACAUGGAGGGCCACAAAGGAGGAAUCAAAAUGCCUAAAUUCAAAUUGCCUUCCUUUGGAUUUAAAGGUCCAAAACUGGAGGGUCCAGAAGUUGAUGUCAGCCUCCCGAAAGCUGAUAUUGAUAUUAAAGCCCCUGAAUUGGAUAUCCAAGGACCAGAUGUUGACAUUGAGAGUCCAAGUGGUAAAUUCAAAGGACCCAAAUUCAGUAUGCCAAGCAUUUCAGGACCAAAACUUUCCAUGCCAGAUGUGGAUUUCGAUCUAAGAGGUCCCAAGCUGAAAGGUGAUGUGGAUGUGUCAGUGCCAAAGAUAGAGGGAGACAUAAAAGCACCUGAUGUCGACAUCAAAGGUCCACAGGUUGACAUUGAAGGUCCAAAAGGUGGAUUUGAAUUGCCAAAAUUCAAAAUGCCAUCACUGAACAUUAAAGGUCCAAAAGUGGAGGGUCCAGAUAUUGAUGUAGACCUCCCCAAAGGCAAGAUUGAUGUAGACAUAAAAACUCCCAAGGUCGACAUAGAAGGACCAGAAGUUGACAUGGAGGGCCACAAAGGA